CAUAAUGUUGAUAAUGUAUAAACCAAACCCUAAUUUAAAACUGUUAAAAGUCUUAUAACAUAUUAUAUUAAUGAUAAAAAUAUCUCCCUUAACACAUAAUGUUCUAAAAGUGUCACUCUUUGCGUGACGAUAUUUAAAACGAUGGAAUCAGCGUUGCAAGCCACAUACGCCGUUCUUGUGAAGACCGAGCCGCCUGACGAUGUGUGUGCACAAAACGAGCCCUCAUGCGAGGUCGUGGCUAUAAAAAUCGAGCCGUCUUGUGUAAAAGACGAGCCUAUGCGUGAGAGAGUGUCUUUUGAAAUGAAGUUGGAAGACGUGUGUGUGAAACAGGAGCCGUCCAAGACAGACGGGGCGGCGGCGGCGGGAGUGUACGCCGGUCGGCUCGAGAAUAAAGAGCUGGUACUUGAGCCUGUGCGCGGUCCCGAGCCAGCGGUGGAGCGGCGCAUCGCUGCUGCCCUAGGGCAAACCCCAAAGGACAAAUCAAGUGCAAAUACGAAAAUUUUCAAAUGUGCUUACUGUACAUACGAAACUGUCAAUCUACUCUGGUUAAUAAGACAUACGAAGACACAUUCCGACAAGAAAUCUAGCAACAAAAGUCGUUUAGGAUGCAAUAAGAAAUCUAGCAAAAAAAGUCGUUCAGGAGUUCAGAAAAAGCAUCAAACCGUUGAGACAUUCAAAUGCGGACGAAUUUAUGCUGGUACAAGCAAAAUUAGUUUACAACAUGAUGUUAAACUUUACAAAUGUAACCAGUGUAGUUUUGCCUGUACCCAAAAAGAUGAUUUACUUUUACAUAAAAUAGUACAUACUGUCAAACCAGGCAACACUCAAAGGAACUUGCAAGAGCUUGAAAGAAAAGAUACUAACGAAAACACAUACAAAUGCAGCUAUUGUAGUGCUUCUUUUUUACAAGAAGUUACUUGGCAAGUACAUGAACGGAGACACACUGGUGAAAAACCCUUCAAGUGCGAUCAAUGCAGCUAUGCCGGUACACAAAUAAACCAUUUACUAAGCCACAAAGCUAUGCAUACCAAUGUAAUUUCUUACAAAUGUAGCCAAUGUGACUUUGCUUGUGGAAAAAAAGAUGAUCUAAUAAAUCAUAAAGUGAUACAUAUGAAUGACCAACCUUUUAAGUGUAGAGAUUGUAGUUUUUCUACUGACAGAAAAUGUCAUUUGCGAGUCCAUCGAGCGACCCACACUGGUGCGGCGAUUUACAAGUGUAGCACAUGCGAUUAUGUUACUAUAAGGCAAAAGGAUCUAGCGAACCAUGAAGCGAGGCAUGCUGUCAAACGUUACAAAUGUGAAAUAUGUAGUUUCGCUUGUAAUCGUCAGUUUCAAUUGAAACAUCAUGAAAGGAUACAUGAUGAGGAGCUUAAGAAGCGUAUCCAGGAGACUCAGGCUCACAACUUAAGAAACUAUCUAUCAAUACAGAAAGAUUCGGCAGAGGAUCAGCCGCCGCCACCAUCAGUACCAGUUCAAGACGAAAUAAUAAUUGACUAAUACCAAUUUAAUUAAUGACGUUAAA
Molecule: messenger RNA, 1522 nt
Organism: Cydia fagiglandana
Lineage: Eukaryota; Metazoa; Arthropoda; Insecta; Lepidoptera; Tortricidae
Product: zinc finger protein 98-like
Exons: 3
Coding region: 142-1497 (451 amino acids)
Source: RefSeq, a predicted model, not a curated record